AUUCAAAAACACGAACGCUGCAUUGUCAUCUAGCUUUGUGCUAUGUAAUCUAUUCCUUUCUUUCCAGCUCUCUCCUUGGGACCCUGAAUCUCGAGAACUAAGAGCCGAGUGCUACAUCCGACUCGGGGAUCCACGGAAGGCCAUCAUGGACCUGACACCAGCAACACGUCUCCGUUCAGACAACCGAGCAGCCUUCCUCCAACUCAGUCAACUACAUUACAGUUUGGGCGAACAUCACGACUCACUCAGUCAGGUCCGUGAGUGUCUGAAGCUGGAUCAGGAUGAUAAGGAGUGUUUUUCUCACUACAAACAGGUCAAGAAGCUCAGCAAGCAGCUGGACUCUGCAGAAGAGCUGAUCUCAGAACAGAGGUAUCAGGAGGCCAUUGAGAAGUACGAAUCUGUGAUGCGAACAGAGCCGAAUGUGGCAUUCUACACUAAUAAAGCAAAAGAGAGGAUCUGCUUCUGCUUAGUCAAAAUGAAGAGUGCUGAGGAGGCCGUAGACAUCUGUUCAGAAGCCCACCAGAGAGAUCCUCAGAAUAUCCACAUCCUCCGGGACCGAGCGGAGGCCUACAUCCUACAGCAGGAAUAUGAGAAAGCUGUGGAAGACUAUCAGGAGGCACGGGAGUUUGAUCAGGAAAACCAAGAGCUUCGUGAAGGUCUUGAACGAGCACAGAAGCUCCUCAAGCAGUCUCGCAAGAGAGACUAUUACAAGAUCCUGGGGGUCGGCAGGAGUGCCAAUAAACAGGAAAUCAUAAAAGCGUAUAGAAAGCUGGCUCAGCAGUGGCACCCUGAUAAUUUCCAGUCUGAAGCAGACAAGAAAGAAGCAGAGAAAAAGUUUAUUGAUAUCGCAUCAGCAAAGGAAGUACUCACAGAUCCAGAAAUGCGUCAGAAGUUUGAUUCCGGCGAGGACCCCCUGGACCCUGAGAAUCAGCAGGGUGGAGGAGGUGGAGGAAGCAGAGAAUGGCCCUUUGGCUUCAACCCCUUUGAGGGCGGAAACUUUCACUUCAAAUUCCAUCGACACUGAUAACCGUGGCUGAUGCAGUAUAAACGGACAAUGACUUGGACUAAGAAACCUGGUUAGAGAACCAGCUUUAUCCAAACUGAACUUUGGAGGAAUCUUAUCUUAUCUAUUGGAGGAGUUUUUUUUUUCUUUGUUGUUCUUGAGACUUGAAUCCACCGGCUGCUGGACUUCUCCAGGAGCAAAUGACUUGAUCUGGCAAACACUAUUAGUUUGGUGUUUUAUUUAGGAUUAGUUCACUUCCAGAAUGAAAAUUCGGUCAUCAUUUACUCACACCCCACUUGUUCCAAACCUGUAUGAGUUUCUGUCAUCUGUUGAACACAAAAGAAGAUAUCCUUAAAGAUGUUGGUAUCCGAACAGUUGACAGUAUUUUUUUUUUUUCUGCCGUGGAAGCAAUGGUGCUCAUCAACUGUUUCUGAUAAGCCAACAUUUUUCAGAAUAUCUUCUUUUGUACGUGUUUAACUGAAGAGAGAAACUCACACAGGUUUGGAACAAGUGGAGGGUUUGUAAAAGAUGGCAAGGCAUUCGAUCUGGAAGUGAACGAAUCCUUUAAACCCAGCUGAGUCAUUUCGGCUCAACAUUUUUUAUCCUUCAUUGACUUAUGUGCCAUCUCUAACAUUACUUUAUCUCUCUCAUGCUGUCAUAUGCUGCCUUUUUGAAUAACACUCCAGAAUUUAGGGUUGUGGUUUCUUUUAGACUGUGCCAUAAUAUUUUUAUUACACUUCCAACUGUAUAAAGCCACCAGAAAUGACCAUGCCCUUGGGCUGCUUUAUAGCCUGACACCUUUGAUCUGAAACCAGUUUGCACAAUAGUUUUUUACUGGAAUCGUUGCUUAAAGUUUACAUGUCUGUUGCUAAUGAUGAACCAGAUGGCAGUCUAUGAAGCAGCCUUUGGUGGAUUUAAUUUUCUUUUGUGGAACAAAUCAAAAAUAUGUUGCACAACAAAGCUUUGAAACCAUUAUGUAAACUUGUUGAGUUACCUCUGCACUUUCUAAAUUUGAGUUGAAGGUCUAUAAAAUGAAGAAAUCCCUAGCUAUUUCAGCAUUUUUUGGGGGUUUAUGCUUGUUAGGUUGUGCUGACAUGCCAAUGCAAUGUCUUCUUUGACCUUACUGAUGUUAAGGACAUGGGUCUUCCUAAUGUUUCAUGCUUGUUUGUUUUGUUCUAAGCUAAACAAAUACAUGAAGAUCUCCAAGAUAUACUGUAUUUAAAAAAAAAGAGAGUAUUGAAGACUUGUCAAGUGUCCUUUUUAAUUUAUUUUUUAAGACUUUUUUUCUUUCUUUCUAGGAUAUAUGUAUGGAAUUGAAAGUCGAGGCCAGCAUCAGCAUUUACUU
Carassius auratus (goldfish) is the source of this 2348-nucleotide messenger RNA. Its product is annotated as dnaJ homolog subfamily C member 3-like. Gene Ontology annotation, biological process: protein folding in endoplasmic reticulum. The transcript has 7 exons. The record is from RefSeq and is a predicted model, not a curated record. Gene Ontology annotation, molecular function: misfolded protein binding; protein-folding chaperone binding. The annotation marks the transcript as partial. Gene Ontology annotation, cellular component: endoplasmic reticulum. NCBI's taxonomy places the organism in Eukaryota, Metazoa, Chordata, Actinopteri, Cypriniformes, Cyprinidae.